CUUCUUGCUCCAGCAAGCAUCUUGGUGUGAGUGGAGGGUGAAGAUGGCGGCGGUGGGAACAGUGCGGUCUCUGAGGGUCCUGAGACUUUUGCCUCAGAUUGCGUCCCGCUGCUUUAAGCCAUGUCCGCGACUCCAGCUGGACCAGGCUGUCCACCAUCACCCCUCACUCUGCAUCUCUCAGCAGUGGAGAGCCUUCAGAACGAGCUGUGUGGCAUCUGGACAAGUUCUUCAGUUCAAACUGUCAGACAUAGGAGAGGGCAUCAUGGAGGUGACCGUAAAAGAGUGGUAUGUGAAGGAGGGGGACAAGGUGUCGCAGUUCGACAGCAUCUGUGAGGUCCAAAGUGACAAAGCAUCGGUCACGAUUACAAGCCGUUACGACGGAAUCAUACGCAAGCUGUACUACGAUGUGGACGCUGUUGCCCUGGUUGGAUCUCCACUGGUGGACAUCGAGACAGACAGGGAGCAAGAGGGCGCUCCUGAGGAGGACGUGGUGAAGACGCCAGCGGUGUCACACGAGCACACGCACCAACAGAUUAAAGGCCACAAGACCCAGGCUACACCUGCCGUACGGCGCCUAGCCAUGGAGAACAAUAUUAAGCUGAGCGAGGUGGUGGGGACGGGAAAGGAUGGACGCAUCCUGAAGGAGGACAUCCUGAACUUUUUGGCCAAGCAGACAGGAGCCAUUCUCCCCUACGAUGACGUGAAGCAGCCGGCGCCUCCAGUGGCUCCGGCCAUAGAGAAGAAACCAGCCCCGAGCCCCCCGCCUGCUGUUCAGAGGCCUGUCUUCACGGGGAAAGACAGGACAGAGCCCCUCAACGGCUUCCAGAAGGUCAUGGUGAAGACCAUGACUGCUGCUCUGAAGAUCCCACACUUAGGUUACUGCGAUGAAGUGGACCUGACCGAGUUGGUGCGCUUGCGCUCAGAACUGAAAGGACUGACUGAAUCUCGGGGAGUCAAACUCAGCUACAUGCCCUUCUUUAUCAAGGCGGCUUCACUUGGCCUUCUGCAGUUCCCCAUUCUCAAUGCUUCAGUCGAUGAAGGCUGCCAGAACAUCAUCUACAAGGGGUCUCAUAACAUCGGCCUGGCCAUGGACACCCCUCAGGGCCUCUUGGUGCCUAAUGUGAAGGGCGUGCAGGCUCUGAGUGUGUUUGAUAUCGCAGUGGAGCUGAACCGCCUUCAGGCUCUGGGCUCAGCAGGAGAGCUGGGCACGGCUGACCUGACCGGGGGAACCUUCACGCUCUCCAACAUCGGCUCGAUCGGAGGCACCUACACCAAGCCGGUGAUUCUGCCCCCGGAGGUGGCCAUCGGCGCUUUGGGAAAGAUCCAGGUGCUGCCCAGGUUUAACUCCCGUGGCGAGGUGGUCAAGGCUCAUAUCAUGAACAUCAGCUGGUCAGCUGACCACCGGGUCAUCGACGGGGCCACAAUGUGCCGCUUCUCGAACCUGUGGCGCUCUUACCUGGAGCACCCGUCCUCCAUGGUCCUGGACCUCAAAUGAGAGCCGCUUCCGAGGACGCUGGCCGGAAGCGCCCUCUUCACUCAGUGCUUAGGCGCUUCUUCACUCAGUAGGGUCACUACAUUUGUGUUGUUUUGUCUCUCUCGCUGCUAGAAGGGACUCCGUGCCUUUGUCGUAAUACCUGUAUCGUGUGAAAUUUUCACCUAGAAGAAAAAAACAGAGAAGCCUUUUCUUUAGUCGCCUUCUUUUGCAUUAACGGAAAAACCAUAUUCACAGUGUUUUACUUUACCUUGAACAUCCAAUCAAGUUCUGACACUGUGUAUGUGUGACAUACAUACUGUUAUCUAUGAUGAGACACAAUCACAUCGCAUAGCUAAAAACAGCUGCUACCUGGACGCCUGAAUUUUCUCUAUUUGUGUCCAUGAUAGAUAACAGUGUCAUACAUUGUCAGAAGCUACAUAGGUCUGUUUAUGAUUACUGAAAUGAUUUUCUUCAAGACUUACUUUAGUCUUUGAGAUGUAAACAGUCAUUCAGAGUGGUUUAACGUAAAAUGGUUUCAUAGUAGAGCAGCUUAGACUUUGAUUCUUCACAGUGGUGCUGAUAGGAACCAGCUGAUGCCUACAGCUUUAUUUCCUAUCCAUAACAACCAGAGAACCUACACUACUUCUGAGUUUGUAUAUGUAAUGUUGAUAACGGCUAAGUAGCAGUAAAUAUGAAAAAAUAUGUUUUAACUGGGAACUAUUUUGCCUUAAAAUGCUCUGCGUGUAUCUUUACGCCAUGAGUACACUUGUAAAAAAAGAUGGUUCUUCAGUGGCUCUUUAUAGAACCAUUUUCUUUAAUAAAGAACCAUGAACACUCAAAGAACCUUUUGCAUGAUUAUAGAGUUCUUCGCAUCAUGAAAGGGAUUGAUUCUUCAGAUUGGUGGAGAAUGUGCCAUAGAUGGUUCUAUAAAGAACCUUUUUGAAAAGGGUUCUUCUAUUGUUACGAUAUUAAGCUUGUUACAAUAGAAGAACCCUUUUUGGUGCUGUAUAGAACCAUUUUCAAAACGAUUCUAUAAAGAAGCAUCUACAACGUAUUCUCCACCAAUCUGAAGAACCAUUUUACAAUGCAAAGAAACAUUUAAUCCUGCAAAGGGUUCUUUGAGUGUUCAUGGUACUAUAUACAACCAUUUUCUUUGCUGAAGAACCCUUGAAGAACCAUGUUUUUUAAAGUGUAGAUUUGAAAUUGUAUUGUUGUCACAACUUAUGUUUUUUUUGUUAUUUUUCCUCUUUUUCCAUAAUUUGAAAAUGCCAGUUAACCUUUUCAUUCUGUUAAAAUCUCAUUAUGAUUGGACUUACAGGUACUGAAAAAAAUCUAGUUCCAUUAACUUCAAUUCAAAGCUGAGUUUUUGCUUCUCCUGUAAAGUUACCGUUUUUCGGGAUACGAGGUUUUGUUUCCGACGGUGGUGAUAAGAUGACGUGUUUUAGAUCAAAACGUCUUCUCAGAACAAUCGUAAAACAAUGAGUGCGUUUACAUGCACUCAAUAAUCUGAUCAUAAUCGGAUUCCUGUAGUUACCUGAUUAUUCAAAUGGUCACGUAAACAGCACACUCUGAUUGCUUAGAUCAGAAUAAGGUCUAGAAAUCCUAUUAAGAAAUCUGAUAAAGAGGCUGGAUUUUAGCUCAGUAAUCAGAUUUCUCAGUGCAUGUGAACUCUUACUCUGAUUUCUUUCCGGAUUUCUCAGUCUGCAUAUGUGUGAAAACAGACAGCGGUACCGGAAAUAAGCGAGCAGCGUCGCCGCGAGACGCAGCAAAGCACUUUUGGAGCGACACUAAAACCGACUACUUGACGAAAUGAUUUAAAUAUUCUUCAUCUUCCAGAUGAUGUAUGUUCAUACUUUCAGGUAAAGUGGCGUUGAUGUUUUAAAAAUAGCUGCGGGCAGGAAGUCUGAGUUUUGCAUUACGCUUACGUCGUGUCUUCUUCUGUGAGUUUAUUGCCUGGUUGCAAAGCAGAAAUCUGAUUACUGUCUGACUCAUGUAGACCUGGAGUUUCCCAUUAUCUAAUUACUCAAGUGCAUAUUAACACGUUGAUCGGAUUACUGACAAAAUCUGAUUUUCUGCCGUUGUCAGAUUAUUAUGCGCAUAUAAACGCACUUAUUGAUUGAUCAUGCAGUGUUUUUAUAACCAUUUCAUGUAGUAACUUCCUGUGAAGGAAACUCUUCAGACGUCCGGUUCCUAUCAGCACCACUGAGCCACUAGUAAACACUUCUGACCCAUCAAGUUUCUCUAUUAUGACACAUUGAAUGGUCACAUCUUAACGGUUUAAUUAUGCAGACGUUUUGUAAAAUUGGUGGAAUUCCUCUCUGAGACUAGCAUAUAAUGACACACUGCUGAUUAGUAGUGUAUACGCUUCCGUUACUUGUUAGCCACACACUUAAAAAAGAUGGUUCUUUGAGGGUUCUUUAGUAAAGGCAAUGGUGUAUUUAGAACCAUGGGUUCAAUAUAGAACGUUUUGCAUGCUGAAAUGCUUCUUUGCAUGGUGAAGUGGUUCCUCAGAUUGAUGGAGAAUGUGUUCUAUGUAGCAACAAAAAGGGUUAGAACACAUUCUCCAUCAAUCUGAAGACCCAUUUCGCCAUUUCACCAUGCAAAGAACCAUUUAAGCAUGAAAUGGUUUGCAAAGAUCUCAUGGUUCUAAAUGGAAUCAUUGCCUUUUACCAAAGAACCCUUGGAAGAACCAUCUUUAAGAGCGUACAGUAGCCUCGUAGCUCCAGUGCAGAACUAAGGGAACACACUUCAGACAUGUAUAGGCUGAUCGGUUAGAUGUGGUGCAAGUCCAGUUAUUCCUGUAAAAUUUGUUACACUAAUAAUAUCAGAAAAUGCUUUUGUUAGGAUUGUGCAUCCUCAACGUGCAGCUAGUGUAUUAAAUUUCCAGACCUUUUUGUAAGAGGUUUUGAUUUCUUUCCCCUUUGACUCCAUUGCUUUGCCUUUUCCUUCUUUUUACGAGACCUUGAAUGACCUACAGUCUGUAUUGUUACCGUAAACUAUAAGGCUGCAGUUGUCUGUAGGAGGGGGAGCCUGAAGUGGACGUAGUAGAGGCUGGCACGGGAAGGUACUUGGAUGUGAAGAGAACAGUCCAACACUAUGCUGCCUCAUUGCCUGCUGACUCUCUCUGACACUUCAUCCUCACAACGAGUCACUGUACAACUGACAGUCAGCUACUUCAUUUGAAACCACUUGGCAAGGCAGAGUGGACACUGCCGAACUGUGAAUGGACAUUGUUACGUGGGAAGCGGCGUCACUUGACAAUGCUGCUGAGGGAGGCAAUGUGGGAAGACUGUGAUUUCUAUGGUGGGAAUGAAUAAUGACAGAUUGUAUGAAAAUUAAAAGUAAUUUAAGAAAAA
Colossoma macropomum (tambaqui) is the source of this 4830-nucleotide messenger RNA. Its product is annotated as lipoamide acyltransferase component of branched-chain alpha-keto acid dehydrogenase complex, mitochondrial-like. Gene Ontology annotation, molecular function: lipoic acid binding; acetyltransferase activity. The record is from RefSeq and is a predicted model, not a curated record. NCBI's taxonomy places the organism in Eukaryota, Metazoa, Chordata, Actinopteri, Characiformes, Serrasalmidae. The transcript is spliced from 11 exons. Gene Ontology annotation, cellular component: mitochondrion; cytoplasm. The coding region runs from base 44 to 1495 and encodes 483 amino acids.